Molecule: messenger RNA, 896 nt
Organism: Striga hermonthica
Lineage: Eukaryota; Viridiplantae; Streptophyta; Magnoliopsida; Lamiales; Orobanchaceae
Source: the annotation of a GenBank genome assembly
AUGGAGGACAUACUCGUGGCAGUGAUAAUGAUGAUUUUGGUAUUCUCUUUGGUACCACUCUAUUUCUGGAGACGCCGGGUUGAUUCUCGCCAUCAUCACCAACACCAUGAAGAGCCGCAGGAGAUACAAAGGGAAAGAGUUGUUAGGGCUAGUAAUGCGCGCCGUAUGCGUCGAAGACCUGCAGCUUCUUCGGCCGCUAGCUCAUCAUCAGCUGCCCCUAAUGCGGAAGAGACCUUUGAUGGAAGUGAGGAUGAAGAAGAUGGGUACUACGCAGCUAAAGCAUCAAAGAAGAAGGAAAAGAAAAGACAAGAGCGUGAAGCACAACGUCAGGCUGAAGAUGCUGCCCGUGAGUCGAGGAGAACAAAACAAGAUCGUUAUGAGGAGAUGAGGAGGAGGAAGGACGAGGAGCGUGAAGCUCAAGAAAGAAAGCUGGAAGAAGAAGCUCUAGCUCGGAAAGCAAAGGAGGAAGAAGCUGCUGCUUUAGAUUUCGAAAAAUGGAAAGGAGAUUUUUCUGUUGACGCUGAGGGGACAACAGAAAAUGAAGUCCAGGAUGGAAGCCAGGGGCUGCUCUAUGAUUUUGUCGAGUACAUCAAGAAGCAUAAAUGUGUUCCCCUGGAAGAUAUUGCGGCAGAGUUUAAGUUGCGAACUCAGGAUUGUAUCAAUCGGAUUACGUCACUAGAAUCCAUGGGAAGGCUAUCUGGUGUGAUGGACGAUAGAGGAAAAUACAUUUACAUCUCGUUGGAAGAAAUGAGAGCUGUUGCCGAUUACAUAAGACGUGAGGGUCGUGUGAGCAUUUCUCACCUGGCUAGCAAGUCGAACCAAUUUAUAGAUUUGGAACCCAAAGUUGAAGUAUCUGAGGAUAUAAGUGGCAGCUUAGAGGAGAUAGCUUUUGCUUA